GUAGAAUUUUCUGUGCUCAUUCCUACCAAGUAGUUCAGUUGAAAAGGUGAAGAAAUUUCUUUGAGGUACAAUGUUGUUCUUUGUGAAGAGAAAAUUAUCUUCGGCAGUUGGAAAUCGGCAGUUGGACAUCUGCGCGUUUACCCUAGGAUAAACUCCACUUGAUACCAGUUGACACCGGAGGCUAGUACAACUCAUCAACAAAAGAUGCGAUUGUCCAAACCAACCAUACAAGGCUAUGAAGCUCAGGGCCCGAUAGAAGAGGCAAGCAACAAUGUGGAAAUCUCCGAUGCGCCGACUGGUUACGAUAAUAUGCAGGACUUGAACAUUUCGCUGGGUUGUACUGCCGUGCCUAUUUCAUUCCCGCCUGACAGUAAUAUUAUGCAGGAGAUGGAGGCAUUACUAGCCCACGCUCCAAACGCCUGGGGUACACUAGCGGGGCAUGGAGACCUGGGCUUGGCUGCAGGGGAUGAAGAGCUGAUGCCAGUGAUGGAUUUGCUAGACGAAUGGCUACAAGCCGAAAGUCCGGGAAGUGAAAUGACUAGCCCAGCAGUUGAUCAAGUGCCAGUAAGCUCAACAGCUUCCAACAUGACUUCUUCCGGCAGUGCUCAUGCUGAGUCUGCCACUGCGGACAAACAACAGCAGGAGCAAGGUACCGUCUCAGACCAUCCGUUUCCUGGUAUUCCAGCGAAUGUGAAUGCACAUGGUUCCGAUUCCACCGGGCCACCAUCACUGCCAGGACCUGACCAUAUGCAAACUCCCCGCAAUCACGAGCAAGGGAUGAAUGGAGGUGUUAACGUCGUGACGUCAUCACUGCAUGCUACGUCACUACCAAUGAAGGAGCGGCCUUUUGCGUGUGGUCAUGAAGGAAUACCGGGAAAUGUGAAUGCUCAUGGUUCCGAUUCCACCGGGCCACCAUCACUGCUAGGUCCUGACCAUAUACAAACUCCCCACAAUCACGAGCAAGGGAUGAAUGGAGGUGUUAACGUCGUGACGUCAUCACUGCUUCCUACGUCACCACUAAUGAAGAAGCGGCCCUUUGCGUGUGGUCAUGAAGGCUGCAGUCGCCGCUUCCCACGCGAAGACGAGCUGAACCGCCACACACGUACGCAUACAGGCGAAAAGCGGUUUCAAUGCGAAAUUUGCAAUACAUGGUUUUCAAGGAAGGACAACCUCACGACACACUUCCGCACACAUACCGGGGAGAAGCCUUAUCAUUGUCCGCAUUGCCCUAGGGAGUUUGCCCGGUCUGACCAAAGGCUUCGCCAUAUGAAAAAAGUUCACAAAUUGCUAGAGUCAAGCGAAGCAUUAGGAGUGCAGCACGGACACUCACCAGGUCUCGGUGGUACGCCUUUGGCUACAAACAUGGUGAGCUUGGCAUCACUGCCCGCACUGAGUACAGCCAGCCAGUUCUCUGCCACAGCAACUCCGCCGGCUAGUAGUGCAGCCUCCGCUAGACCUUUUAAUGGGACUGCUGCAUCGAUGGGCGCCGCCGCCGCCGCCGCCGCGACACAGCAUCAUAAUUAUUCCAUGGGUGUCUAAUCCACGGUAAACGUACGGCAGCCGCAGGAGGAACAUCAUUUGCAGCAGCAGCCACAAGGCCAGCAGCACCAGUACCAUCAGCAUCUGGCUCCAGAUGUGGUUCCAGAACCAGAGCAGGGUACUGGCAUGAUUGGUCAAGCGGACAUUCCUCGUGGAUAACUUCGGCUCAGUAUCCAAAACAUCGUCUAGUCCCAAAAGGACAACAUAUGCUGCGUUGUGCACUGGUCUGGACUGGCAUGCUAUUGCCAAUGUAGUGUAUAUUUAGUGUAUGUGUAUGUGUAUGUGAGAAAAGGGAGAGAGAGUGUGGGUGUAUGUGGGUGUAAUGGUGUGGGCAUGUGUGGAUUUGGCAUUUAAAAGUCCCCAGCUCUAUUCUAUAUCAUUCGCGCUGGAACUGCUGCUGCAUAGCCCCAAGUCUGAAGACUUGGCAACUUUACGCCCAAUCUCUCUCUUCCCCGUUGUAUCGUUCCCUCACACCGGUGAAAAAAUUAAAAAAACUAAUGUUGUGUGGAUGUGUGUGCGACCCACUCUCUUUUUCAUUGCCAAGUCACCUAGGAGUGAAACAUUUCUUCGUACUGAAUGUAAAGCUGUGUAAAUACAGGUGAUCGUCUCUGCUGCUGAUGUUGCUGCUAGCCUUUUUAGCGUGACUCUGUUUCCGCUGCUGUGCUAAUGUUGUUGAUAAAACUCAAUUAUUUUUGUUUGCUCCUGUUUUGGGCUUUGGAUGAUCCGUAUAUCAUGAUACCAUACGCGUUGUUGUCAUUCAUUCAAUUCUUCAUAUCAACUGUAUUGCACCGUCUAGAGCCGUUUCAGCCAAAGGUUUUGUCUGGCACCUUUGAA
Messenger RNA from Sycon ciliatum, 2373 nucleotides. Its product is annotated as early growth response protein 2b-like. Bases 205 to 1539 code for a protein of 444 amino acids. The record is from RefSeq and is a predicted model, not a curated record. Lineage: Eukaryota; Metazoa; Porifera; Calcarea; Leucosolenida; Sycettidae. Gene Ontology annotation, biological process: regulation of transcription by RNA polymerase II. The transcript is spliced from 2 exons. Gene Ontology annotation, molecular function: RNA polymerase II cis-regulatory region sequence-specific DNA binding; DNA-binding transcription factor activity, RNA polymerase II-specific.